AAGCAGAAACAAGGUUUACAGCAAGUGAUUACUGUUUCUUCGCACUUUCUGUAGUAAGUAAAUGGUGACAUGAAGAUGGAUUUGCGAUCAAAGUAGUUCCUUUACAUCUUGAAAAGAAAGUUUUACCCAAGGUCUUUAAUGGCUUACGCUGCACAGAGAUGGUCUCUCAUGAAUCGGGUGGGCAAAGUUACUCUCCAUUGUAAAAAAUGCAACACAGAACUGGCCACGAAGGAAACUGUGAUGCUGGCUAAGGUACCCCCCUCCGGUACCCACUUAGCCGUUCGCGAGGGGAUGGAAGAACAGGUAGAAGCAAAACUUCAUAAGGUCGAAAAUGAAAAGGGCGGGAAAAGUGCACGGUACUGCCCUUACGUUUUUCAUUGCCGAGGGUGUGGCGAACGCGUUGCAAACAUAACAAAAGUGGCAGGGAAACAGCUUAUUUGUUUUGGAAUAGAAUAUUUAGAUAUUUUUCAUUAUGGAGGAUCAUGGCGAAGUAAAAGGAUUACAGCAAAUAAACUGUCAAAAGUGAGCAAGGAGUUGGAAGAAGAGUGUGGAAUUGAAGUUGUCAACGUUACGACGCAUGCGCAAGAGACAGGAAGAAUACAUCAGUCCCGUGGGGAUAGCAAAUCCAUGGUUUAUUGUGAUACAAGUGGAUUGACUCACACAUCGCGCGAAAUCGAUUUCUUAACGCGUCUAGUCCCGCGAGAUUAUCAGCGGGAGUUGUUCCUUUCUGCGAUGCGCGGUAAUACGCUGGUAUAUCUUCCCACGGGCUCAGGAAAGACUCUGAUUGCAGCCAUGGUGAUGAGUUGCAUGAAGAAGUUGAAUCCAGGCAAAGUUAUGGUAUUCCUUGUCGACCGAGUACCGUUAGCGUACCAACAAAGUGAGAAGAUCAAGUCACAGUUGACAGGUUUGACGGUUGAAACGUUGGUCGGUGAAAUGGAGUCGCCUCAAAAUGGGAGUAUUCAUCAAAGAUUAGCUGAUAACAAGAUUGAUGUGUUAAUCUUAACACACCAGAUUUUUCUAAAUUUUUUAGCCACGGAGGACAACCCACCCAUUCGCCUGUCCGAUGUUUCUGUUCUGGUUUUGGAUGAGGCUCACCACUGCAGCGGGCACCACCCGUACAACGAGAUUAUGGAGUACUACAAAAAGACACCAAACCGGCUUAAACCUGUUGUGCUCGGUCUAUCAGCCUCGCCGGCCGGAGAGCUUACAGUCGAAAGAACCAGUGAGAAGCUAAAAGAGCUCCUUGAGAACUUGGAUUGUAAAAUCGCGAUGCCCAUUAAGUCGGAUGUAGAUGUAAAUAUCCCAGACGUGAUUUAUGAAAGAUCUGACUACAUGAACACUGACCAAGUUAUCCUCCAGCUAUAUAUUGAAGAACACAUCAAACAUCUGAUAAAGAACCAUCUCAAAGAUGUAUCAGAUCGUCAACGUUUUGAGUUUCCCGUCUUCUCAUCGAAUUUUAGAGGUGCGCUGAGAAAGCUCAUUGACAGUUACCAUGGUAACAAGAAAUCCUUCAAAGCGCUCACCGUUGCUGAGCAUGCAAUGCACUUGCUCAGCGUUGUUGAGUUUUGCGAAGUUCUUGGUUACCAGUAUGCCGUUGAAAGUCUCAAAGAAUGUGUACACCGCAUUGUUUACGCUAAGUCGCCGAAAGAUUGUGCCUUGAAGAGGCUAAUUGGAGGUCAACCUACUUUUCAGGCACUCCAAAAUUUGGCAGACCAAGCAUGCAGGGCUGACCACGUACGCGCAGUUGUCAUGUCGGACAGGUUCAAAAUUCUUGAGAAGCACAUAAAGCAGUUUCUUUGCCGAACUUGGGAAGACCCAACUUCUAGAGGUAUCAUUUUUGUGAGCUUGCGCAAAACGACCUUCAAACUUUGCGAGCAGAUCAAAGAGAUCCCGGAUGUGGCCAAAACGUUAAAUCCUUCCCCUUUCGUCGGCCAUGGACAAGGAAGCUAUGACGGGAUGAUAUGGAAAGACGAACAAGAAAGGCUGUUGAAAGAGUUUAGAAAAGGAAUAUGCAAGCUUCUGAUUUGCACGAGUGUUUUGGAGGAAGGACUGGACGUCCCCGAAUGCAACCUGGUCGUUCGCUUUGAGGGUACAGCAACACUUCGGGCGCUGGUUCAGACCCGCGGGCGCGCGUCCCGUAGACGUGACAGCAAGUUUGUCGUCAUUUGCAAUGAAAAACAAGAAAGAGAUGCCAGAGAUCUGUGUCUCAAGGAACAGAACAUGGAAGAAGCUAUCAGAUGUUUGAUGGAUGGACCGAGGUGCCAAUCACAAGCAGAUGAAUUUGGAUGCGAAGUAAGAAAACCAAAGCUCUUCCUCCCCGGCACAGAGGAUAAUGGUGUGAAUACUUCUCUAGUCAUGCGCCACAGCCCUCGUAUAUCUGUCAUGGUGCACAAUAUGGUUGGUCAAGAAUCUCGCGUGAUAGAUUUUCUGAACGACACCUUUGACGUGAUAUCUUCAAAGCCAAUCCAGUCCACUUCAUCGCUCGUUGAUGCACCUAAAAAGAAAACUACAUUACAAGAUAUGGCGUUUGAACUCGAACCAAGCUAUAUUGAAGAAGCCAAGGAGUUUCGCUCAAAGGAAGAGUUUGCAUGUCACGUGACAGAAGCGUGGUGCACGUGCCUCACCCACCGUGACGAGGAACCACUUCCGGUUUGGCUUCAGGCCCCGCCAUUAGAAAAGCGCCGCAGAUCUAACGAGCCAUUUCAUUGGUUGAAAGCAAAUUCCUUGUGCUUGGGUACUUUUGUGAGUCGAUGCCAUUUUCAGUGUGAGUGGCCUCUGGAGACCACACUAAAAAAUAUUAAGAUUCAUUUUGAUCACAGCUUUAAAAUGCUGACCUUGCAUUCCUCCAGGCAAUCUUCCAUCGUUCCUGGUCAAGGUGCUGUUGGUAGAGGUCCAUACAAAAUAGAAUUUCGCUACGACGAGAUUGAAGAUUUCAUAAUCGUGGAUUCUGAUAGUAAUGCAGGAAUCAUCAAAAUUUUUCUGACGGCGAGACACCCUCCACGGCUGUAUCGCCAACUGGAGGACGAACAAAAUUUUUUCCACCUCGCUCAAAUAGAUGAACAAGACGAUGAAGAUGAUUCAGUCGUCUCGUCAAGUGAAGAUGACUCGGAAACCGAAGGCCUCUCGACCGACGAAGAAUAUGCGGAUGUAAUAACCGCCGAUUUUCAUGACGCCUCCCCAGAUGUCUCACGUAAUCUCGCAGAUAAAGGAAGCUGGGAAAGGGCGUCAGAUUUCCACAAUGGUGAAAAUGCCGUAAGCCAGUGCUUUACCUAUUGUGUUACAAUACCAUUUAAUGAACUUGUCCAGUUGAGGCGCUUGUUGACCACAGUCGAGAAAAGAUUCCACAAAAGUGCAUUUUACUGCCGAGUGAAGGAGAGCUAUGGGAAAUUACCAGAUGUAAACAUUCCCGAUAGUUUGCCAUUUGACGUUAAGUAUGCCGCUGGAAGUGUCCUCAGUUUUCAUCCUUUGGUUCGCGGAAGAGUGCCAUCUGGUAAAUUUGGUAGACUUUUGCUUGGAAAGUCUUCCGAUAUAGCUAUUGCCGCUUUGGAAAAAUUGAGUAAAGUGUUGGAAAAAGACAAGUUUUGUGACCCAGGCAACACUCUGAAGUCGUUACUGAAACAAAACAACCCAUCGACCUCCGGGAUGUUUAACAGGUUGGUUCCAGGCCAUUGCGCUUUGAUAAAGCGCGCGGUCAUCACCCCAACAAGGCUGCUCUUCUAUCCACCGGAAGUCAUGGUGAAGAAUCGCGUGCUCAGAAAUUAUGAUACAAACGACUUCCUCUGUGUCAGUAUUCGUGACGAAGACCUGUCAAAAAUGUCUGCAGCAAGAGGGAACAUCGACGAUCUAUUAGACGGAAUGAAACUCAAACUAGAUGAAGGACUUGAGAUAGCUGGUCAGCGGUUUCAGUUCUUGGGUUCCUCGAACAGCCAGCUUCGUAACCAUAGCUGUUGGUUUGUAGGGCCCAGAUAUCUACCGGACGGCAUACGUCGCUGGAUGGGAGAUUUCACCAAAAUCAGGUGUGUUGCCUCAUACAUGGCUCGUAUGGGCCAGUGCUUUUCCACCUCCUUAGACGCUGUGGGGUUUGCGACCAGUGAGGAUACCUAUCAUGACGUAGAAGAUGACGUUGAGACACCUGACCGAAAAUACUGCUUCUCUGACGGAGUCGGAAAGAUAUCCGAAGAGUUGGCCGCAGAGGUCGUCCGAAAAAUUGGUAAACCAUUCAAACCAUCCGCAUUUCAAGUCCGUUGCGCCGGCUACAAAGGUGUCCUUACGCUAGAUCCCAGACUUCCAGGGAAACAGGCCAUUUUUCGUAAGAGCAUGUGCAAGUUUGAUAGCUUUCACCGCAGACUGGAAGUAUUGCAAACGUCUCGUCCUCAGGUCGUUUUCCUCAAUCAUCAGGUCAUCAUGCUUCUAUCCAACCUAGGAGUCCCGGAUGAAGUCUUUAUCAAAUUGCAAAACGACAUGUUGGACAAACUGUCAGGGAUGCUUGUGAAUGAACGUGAUGCUAUUCAGCUAUUGGGAAGUGGAGCCAAAAUGGGCGUGUCCUAUCACAAUAUUUCUAAUGCAGGGAUACCACUGACAACGGAGCCAUUCUUUAAAUCGCUGCUGGUCGCCAUGUACCGAAAUCAUAUGCACGAACUGCUUGCCCGAGCCCGCAUUCUUUUGCCACCAGCGGAAGCGCGCUUGAUGAUGGGUGUGAUGGAUGAGCUUGGUGUCUUGAAACCUGGUCAAGUUUUCGUACAGUAUUCCGCCGUUGAAACACGCGCUGAUCGAGAUGACGAGUUUAACAAGAACAAAAAAAUUGUGCUAAGGGGACCAGUGGUGGUUACUCGGAAUCCAUGUUUACAUCCGGGAGAUGUACGUCAGCUCGAGGCUGUUGACAUACCAGGCCUCUGUCAUCUUGUGGACUGUGUCGUUUUCCCACGUCAAGGCUCGCGGCCACACCCUAACGAGAUGGCAGGCGGUGAUUUGGACGGCGAUCUAUACUUCGUCUGUUGGAAUAAAGACCUGUUACCAAGGAAACCAAAUUAUCCGCCAAUGGACUAUCCGUCACUUCGUAAACUGGAGAAGACUGAGCCAAUCACUACUCGCGACAUGACAAAGUUUGUGGUGGAUUACAUCCGGUCUGACCAGUUAGGCGUUAUUGAUAAUGCGCACAAGGCGGUGGCGGACAUUGAAGAAGACGGCGUGCAACAUAAGGAUUGUCUUUAUCUCGCAGAACUGCACUCUUUGGCGGUUGAUGCACCCAAAACGGGAAAAUGGCCGAGUACUAAGGGUAUUAGGAGGAUAGAAAAGCGUCCUGAUUUCAUGAUGAAGAGCGAUAAACCAAGUUAUCCCUCUGAAAAGGUUAUAGGAAAGCUCUUUCGGCGCUGUCGGAAGUUUAAAGAUGCUACGUCUGAAAAAUACGAUCAAAACCUUCGUUUGGACAAGUCUCUCUUGUUGCCAGGUAACGACAGUUUCGUUGAAAACGCCAAAGAAGUCUAUAAUUGGUAUCGUGACAAGAUGGAGGGCUUGAUGCGGCUGUACGGCAUCGAAACUGAGGCAGAAAUCAUCACUGGCUGUUUCAUGAAGCUUCGGAAUCGCUUGCGCAAAGAAAAAACGGAAAUUGCCGAACUCGUCGGCGAACAACUGUUUGCAAUACGCUCGUACCUCCGUCGUGAAUUCUUUUAUGAAUUCGGGAGCGAUGGACAGUGGUUAAAAAGCGAUGUGCUGAUUUCGGAUGAGAUGCGUUUAAAAGCCUCGGCUUGGUACAGAGUGGCCUACACGUUUGCGCAUGAUCACGGUAAUGGUUCAAACCCAAGCAACGAAAAGAGGCUACUCGGUUUUCCUUGGUUUAUCAAUGACAUCAUGCUCGCCAUCAAAACGCGAAAAGAUCGACCCAGUCAGCCCCAGGCCUUAGACGUUAGCGCAACCGUAGGUCAGAGUCUUGUAAGGUUGUUUCACGAAGAGAAGGACUGGUUACUUGAGGAGUUCAGAGCUCGAAUAAGAACAAAGAACGUUAUAUGUCGUCAUCUGCAGGCCGCUGAAUCCACUUCUUCAAUGAGUAUCGUCGGCUCUACUGCUACGCUACUAUUUCACAAGACUUCAGAUCUUGAUCUGUUCUUUUUACCUCAGGAUACACAGGCACGAAGCCAUCAGGCCCUCCCUGAGGUACCACCAGAAGAAAGUAACAAUUUAGUUGAGGAAGGAGCGAAAGUAUUGAAGUCCUUGAUUCCUUUCUUGAAGGAGGAGACGUCAGAGCAACAAGAAGAAGAAGACGAAAACGUUAAAAAUCUCUUUUGGAAAGUUCGUCUCGUCAACAAAAAGUCUUUCCCUGUCCUCUCAUGCAAGCAGCCAACAGUGAACCUGAUAAAUGGCAGUAAUUGCUCUCCAACCCUUAAUUGCGAUCUGAGUUCAUCCUCAGACUGUCUAAGAAUGGCCGCUUUGCUGUCAAGCUACAUCAAGUCGUAUCCUGAUCUCUUAUUAGUGCUCCGUGCUAUACACCGAUGGUGUUGCGUGACAAGGUUGUCACGCAACGCAGCUGGCGCUGGAAACACUUCAAACUUGCUCUCUGCCCUUCUCUUAGCCCAAUGCAUACACAACAUGCAGAUUAAAAACUUUAAUGAGGAGCACGUUUUAGAAACGAUGGCACGCCAAAUGCACGGUGACGCAAGGGAUGGUAAGCAGUACAUGGAGUUGGAAAAUGUCAUAGGAUAUCUGGAAGCUUACCAGAUCGAUUCCCAAUUCCCUCAGGUAGAGCCCGACUUCACCCAAGUUGGCCAGCUUCUGGUGACCUUUUUUCAAUCACACGACUCGUGUUUUGAAAGAGAGCUCCCGCAAUCGCUCGCACGUCUUUUCCGUGUACGAAAGCUCUCGGAGCGUCUGGGGAAAGACCAUUUAGUCCUUGUGAAAGAACAAAUGCAACGCGCCUAUCAGCUCCUGGCGUUAUUUGGAGACGCACAGAUCAUGUUAACCAUAAGUGGCUCCGAAGAUUACAACGUAAUAUUUCUUUCGCCACUUCUUUCCUCGUUCAUAGCGGGCGUUGAGAAAAGUAAAGCUCAAGAAAUAGCGCGGAAGACCGGAGCGAGGAGCGUCAUCAUUCGCCCCAAUUUUCCACGGUCGUGUUCCUCAGCUGUACUUGAGGUGAAAGGAAGUGAGCCUGCGAUACGAGCAGUGGAGAGGGAGCUGGAAGAGAUGAGCACAAUAGCAUCACGCGACAGGAUCUCUCUCAUGAGUGGCUGUUUUGUAGAAGAUGCAAGUCUGCUUUUGUUUGAAGGAAGUCGAAGUCAAAAUGAUCACGUUUCUCUGUCACCAUACGAUGGGCGUUGUCAUCAGACACACGACCGAUUGACCCGGCAUGUCGCUUUGCUAGAAAAUGUCACGAACGAUGGAAUCUACGCAUACCGCCGUUUUACAGAAAAAUUCUUUCAACAACUGCGAUUACUUGAGAGAGAUUUCGAUCCUCAGGUGCAUGGCUGUCGUGAAUUCGCUGUUCACUUUGGACGAAUCUACAUGUUCAGUGUUCCGCAUAUCUUGCUCGAAGAUAGCGAGUCCAUCACUAUUGCAAUGCUGAGAACGAAUAAACGGAAACCAAGUGCCUUAAACAGAAGGAACAGCCACAGUCAGGGAGAGUCAACUCCAGAAAGAGUCACUUUCGUUGACCAAGAACAAGAACGCGCUCGGAGAAGGAAGAGGCGGGCAAAACGUAAUGUGACAUUUAGCGAAACCAAGAAGAAGCGGAAACGCGGAAAUCCUUCGAGGAGCUCCCUGUUCACGGUUGUUCACUCGCCAGACAGAGUGGAGAUUUUUCUUCACGAGACUGAAUUCCGGCAAGAUGGAAAUCCCACUGAAAACUUCUCAGUGGACAUUUUGGAUGGAGGGGUAGAAUUUUACGUCAGGUUCGACGAGAGACUCAACUUUGUUGAAGUAAAGCUUCCAAACCUACGCUGGUUUAUGGUGGACGUCAAAAGACCUUACCAACGCCGACCAGAUCAUGGCGUCGCACAAGAUGGCGAACAGGCAGAUGACAACUUCGUUUUAGACGGCUGGGAGACAGACGUUCGUUUCUUGUUGCAAUCCCGUUAUGCUUUGGCACUGAGUGACAUCCGGGAUACCAAGUACGCUAAGUACCAGUGUAUACUCGAACCCAGUACAGGUGAGCAGCCAUUUACUGUUCAGGAAGAGUUAUGGAAAAAUGUGCGACUAAUUCGCCACUACAAGUCUAAAAAGUUCACAUGCGCUUCACGUCAAGGUGGGUUCCUCUCUGGCCUGACAGCAUACCUCAACGAGGUGACAGAAUAUUCCAGACCAUUAGGGCCGGAGAAAGUCGGUGAAUUCAGAGAAAAACACACUCGUUGGGAGGUGUCAUUGGAGGCAAAGCUUCCAGAAGAUUUAGCUGCCAAGGAAACUGUUAAAACGUUCUUAGAGGAAGUAUGGAAGUUCGCAUUUGCUUUAUCCUCAUUCGUAUCGAAGGAAAAUGAGAUUAAUGUCGGCCAAUUAAGAGGCCUCCACCUAGUGAACAAUUUUUUAUGAGUAAUGUUAGAUUCACUGAAAUCUUUUUCACGUCAGAGAAUAUCAUGAUCACUUGAUCCCAGCUCCAGUUGCUUAGAUAAAUGGCCUACAACAAAUCAUUUUUUUUAAAUUUCGAUAGUCAACUGUUACAUUUCUCGAAACUCAGUCGAAACGCACUCUAAGUACCAUUCUAUAAGGAUAUAAGAGAUUAUAAACUGUGCUCAACUGUAUAAAAAUUAGUAGGCAUGAAAGUGAACUCGCUCACCAUCCCGAAAUGAAUCUUUUGUCUGGUCUGUGAAUCAGUUAUUAUUAUUAACUGAAUGUCGCGCACGUUUUCUCAAGAGUGUAAUUUUGAGCUUUUUUACGAGAGAAUUCCUUACUAGGGAGAUUCUUUUAACAUCGUGUUUUUAACGACAUUUAAAAGACAUUUCAUCAGAAUCUUUCAGUUCAGUAGCUAAGGUAAAAGUACUGAUUUAGAUAAAUGUUUCCAAACAGCCCUCUGAGUUUUGCUUAAUUUUGCCCAAUCCGGCAGAAAUAAACACGAGGCUGCUGAAAACAACCUAUGCGUAAGCUAAAGGCGGCCAUUUUCUAACGCUAUAAAGUGAAAUUCAUGCGAGUGAGGACGAAAAUAAUGUUUUAUAACAAUUUUUGGCUGCUGGGUACAGUUUUUAUUGUGUCAUGCUUGUUUGAGGCAUGUAGCCAACUCAAUA
Pocillopora verrucosa is the source of this 9200-nucleotide messenger RNA. RefSeq lists its product as uncharacterized. The record is from RefSeq and is a predicted model, not a curated record. Gene Ontology annotation, biological process: siRNA processing. Lineage: Eukaryota; Metazoa; Cnidaria; Anthozoa; Scleractinia; Pocilloporidae. Gene Ontology annotation, molecular function: RNA-directed RNA polymerase activity; ATP binding; nucleic acid binding. Gene Ontology annotation, cellular component: nuclear RNA-directed RNA polymerase complex.